This is a messenger RNA of Caenorhabditis angaria, 4940 nucleotides long. NCBI's taxonomy places the organism in Eukaryota, Metazoa, Nematoda, Chromadorea, Rhabditida, Rhabditidae. The record is from the annotation of a GenBank genome assembly.
AUGUCUCUCAGGAAGCUCACAUUCGUCACUGGAAAUAUCGGAAAACUCAGGGAGGUCAACGCAAUUCUAACCGGUUUUGAGGUAACUACUGGCUCUAGGUGUACUGUAGUAGUCUACAGUACACCUACAGUACAUUUUUCUAACUACAGUAAUCCCCCCUACAGUAGUGAUUUUGCAGAUCACAAAUGUGGAUGUGGAUUUGAACGAGUAUCAAGGGGAGCCGGAUUUUAUUGCGGAGAAAAAGUGUCGAGAAGCUGCACAGCAUGUUAAGGGACCGGUUUUGGUGAGGAAUUUUGGGUGGGGAAUUUGAAAAAUCAAUAAAAUUUGGCUAGAAAACUUGUCACACAACUUUUUUUGAAGAUCCUGAAUUUUUCAAGGAAAAUUUGAAAAGCCCAAGUUAAAAUAUUGGUUAAAAAUUUUGAAUUCUGAAAAAAAAAUUACCGGAAAAUGUAGGGCUAAAUCCUGAAAAUCCUAAUUUUGAAACAGUAAAUUUUUAUUGGAAAAUUGAGAAUUAGUUGGGAAAUUUUUCAACAGUUUUUUUUUUUGAAAUCAACAUUUUCACUGUUUCAAAAAAUAAUUAAAAUGUUGAAGAGGUUUUUAGUUUUCACUGUUGUGACGGUAUCAAAAUGAUUAUGUGAAGUUUCUGGGUAAAAAUUUGUUCGGAUAAAAUUGCACUAAUUUUUCUGAAGUUUUGAGUUUUUGAUCAGGUUAGUCGGGUCAAGCAAUUAAAAUUUAUUGAAAAUUAUUAUCAAUUUUCAGUGAAACAGUAUAUUUUUUACUGUUUCAAAAUUCUUUGAAUUUAGGAUAGGUUUGAAAAUUUAGUGUCACUACUUUCCCAUUUUCAAAAUUUAGGACAUCUUUCUGAUGGGGUGAGUCAUAAAAUUAAAUUGACAAAAAAAGUGCGAUUAAUUUCACGUUUUUUGUCAAUUAAUCGCAUUUAUUUCUGAAAAAAUGCGAUUAAUUGACAAAAAACGUGAAAUUAAUCGCACUUUUUUUGUCAAUUUAAUUUUAUGACUCACCCCAUGAGGUUUAGAGCUAAGAAAUUAUGUUGUGUGAGCAAUUGAAAGUCAUUGGAAACUUUUACCAAUUUCCAGUGAAACAGUGAAAAAUAAAUGACGUUUUUUUUUGAAAUAAUAAUUUUUACCAGAAAAUUUUGAAGCAAUUUUCAACAGGUUUUUUUUCACUGUUUCAAAAAUAAUUCAAAUUUUGGAAAGGUUUUUUUGGUUCCGAACUUUGAACCUGAAAAUUGUCUUGCUCAAAUAAACUUCGAAAAUAAAUCAGGUUAAUAAUUUUUCACUGUUUCACUCAGAAUUCUUUGAAUUUAAGAAAAUUUUUAUUUGGUUUGUUUUUCGAAAGCUAUUUUUUGAAAAUUUUGGUUCAAAAUUGUUUUUUUUUUUUCUGAAAUGUUUCAGCAUCGAGUCAGCAAUUGGAAGUCAUUAAAAAUUUCAAUAAAUUUUCAGUGAAACAGUGAAAAAAAAUAGAUGAACAUAUUUUUUUGAAACAACAAAAAUUUCAAAGCAAUUUUCAACUGGUUUUUUUUCACUGUUUCAAAAAAUAAUUUAAAUUUCGGAAUGGUUUUUCGGUCUGAUUUGUUCUUGAACCUUUAUGGUGAAAAUCAUUCUGCACAAAAAACUUCAAAAAUAAAUCAGGAUAAUAAUUUUUUCACUGUUUCACACAAAAUUCUUUGAAUUUAGGAAAAUUUUCAUUUUGUUUCUUUUUCGAACGCUAUUUUUUGAAAAUUUUGGUUCAAAAUUGUUUUUUUUUCUUAAAUAUAUCAGCCACGUGUCAGCAAUUGAAAGCCAUUAAAAAUUUCAAUAAAUUUUCAGUGAAACAGUGAAAAAAAAUAAAUGAAAAUUAUUUUUGAAACAAUAAUUUUUACAAGAAAAUUUCAAAGCAAUUUUUCACUGUUUCAAAAAAUAAUCAAAAUUUUGGAAUGGUUUUUCGCUUCGAUUUUUGCUUUGAAUCUUUACGAUGAAAAUUAUCUUGCUCAAAUUAACUUCAAAAAUAAAUCAGGUUAAUAAUUUUUUCACUGUUUCAGUCAAAAUUCUUCGUUAGAAAAGGUUUGAAUUUGUUGCUAUUUCCAAAAUCUCUGCAAUUAUUUGCGACACUUCAAACAAUUAUUUGAUUUCUGAAGAUUUUUAUCAAUUUUUAAUGAAACAGUAAAAAAAAUUAUCUUAAAAUGUAAAAAAAUUUUUGAAAGAACAGUGUAUCAUUUCUCAACUGGUUUUUUUUCACUGUUUCAAAAAAUAAUUUAAAUUUCGGAAUGGUUUUUCGGUCUGAUUUGUUCUUGAACCUUUAUGGUGAAAAUCAUUCUGCACAAAUAAACUUCAAAAAUAAAUCAGGAUAAUAAUUUUUUCACUGUUUCACACAAAAUUCUUUGAAUUUAGGAUAGGUUUGAAAAUUUAGUGUCACUUUUUUCUCAUUUUCAAAAUUUAGGAGGACAUUUUUCUGAAAUUUAGAGCUUUUAAUAAUAAUUGUGGAGAUCAGAUACCAAAUUUUUAUCAAUUUUCAUUGAAACAGUGAAAAAAAAUAUUUUUUUUAUCGAAAAAAUACAAAUUUCCUCUUCCCAACCCGAAUCCCUCAUUUUUUCCAGGUAGAAGACACGAGCUUAUGCUUCAAUGCUUUGGGUGGUCUUCCCGGACCAUAUAUCAAAUGGUUUUUGAAGAAAUUGGGACCUGAAGGAUUGCACAAAAUGUUGGAUGGAUUUGAGGACAAAACAGCGUAUGCUCAAUGCAUUUUUGCGUAUACUGAAGGAAUCGAUCAACCUGUGCAUAUUUUUGCGGGUGGGUUCGGAAAAUUUGCGAUUUUUUGAGCCUAUAAUUAAAUUUAGGAUAAAAAUUUGCGAUUUUUUGACACUAAACAUGUCUGAAAAUUCCAGCACAUUUCAAAAUUUCAUUAAUUUUCAGUAAAGAAAUUUAGCAGGAGUGAUCAAUCAAAGUUUUCACAAAAAUAAUAUAAAAUUAUAUUGAAACAGUGAAAAAAUAUAGUUGAAAAAAUCGAUAAUUUUUCACUGUUUCAAUCAAAAAUUAUUGAAUUUUCAAAGAAUUUUGAAUUGAUAAUGAGAAUUUUGAAAAUGGAAAAUCAUUAAAUUCUAUGAAAAUUAAUGAAAAUUAAAGAAAAUUUCAUUUAUGCACCACAAUUAUAUAAUCAAAAGAAGUUUUCUUUAAAUUUCAGUGAAACAGUGAAAAAAUAUUUUAAGUUUUUAGUUUAUUUUGGAUUUUGGGACAAUUUUUCGAUGCGGACGAUAUCAUGCGAUCAGUUAAAAUUUCCAGUUAAAUUCUAUGAUUUCUAUUUGAAACAGUGAGAAAUUUGCUGAUUUUUUAAUUUAGCACAGUAUUUAUUUAACAACAAUUUAUUUUCCCAAAAUUAUUAUACCUUAUGCUUGUGAAACAGUGAAUUUUCUAGAAAAAAAAAUAAUUAAAAUUUUUUAAAAAUAAUUUAUGCAAUUCUCAUAAAUUUCGAUUGAAACAGUGGAUUUUUAAAAAAUAUUUGGAGCUCAAUUUUUUUUCGAGAAAAACAACAAUCAAAAUAAAUCUUUGAAAAUUUUUUGAAAAAUAUUUCAUUAACUUUUUGGAGCCCAAAUAUAAAAUAAAGACUUGAUCGAUAAAUUUUGUUUCAAAAAUGUUUUCUUAAUUUUUUGAAACAGUGAAUUUUCUAGAAAAAAAUAAUCAAAAUUUAAAGGUGGACUGCGAGCAAAAAUGAAGUUUCCCUUUAUUUCUAGCAGCUCCUAUCCUCAAAAAAUGAGCGUUUACGCAAAAAAUUAGAAAAAAAUAGCAUCGCAGCGAGAAAACACACAGAAACCGUCAUGAGGAUACGAGGAAGUGGUGAGGCAAACGCGCUCUAGCGAACAAGCGGCACGUUUGAAUUUUCUGUGUGUCUUUCUCGUUUUUUUCAGCGUUCAACCUUUUCAAGCAAAAUAUAAGGAGAAAAAUAAACUUUGAGCAUAAUUACUUCACACAAAAAGAAAAAGGAGAAGAUUCUCUACCUAAUCAGCGAUUAGAAAUCGUGAAAUAAGCAAUUUUCAGCUUUUUUGUCCCAGUUCAAAAUUAACGUGAGCAAUAUUUCGAAAACACUACAUAAAAUAUAUCAAUUUGUUCCUUUCUCACUCAGGAAUAUCAGUAAUCAUGAAAAAAUUCUUGAAAAAUAAAAAUUUCACGGUUUUGGGUUGAAAAACGUAAAACAAUGAAAAGUCACACACUUUCGACAAACACACAAAUUGACGCGCAAUUGCAGACGAUUUUUGUGUGCUUCGGCGCUGUCCACCUUUAAAAAAAUAAUUUCUGAGUUUCCUAUAAAAAACAGUGAAUUUUCAAAAAAAUAUUUGGAGCCCGAAAACAAAUAAAAACUUGAUCGAUAAAUUUUGUUUCAAAAAUAUUUUUCUAAUUUUUUUGAAACAGUGAAUUUUCGAGAAAAAAAAAUUAAAAUUAAAAAAAAUAUAUUUUUUUGAAUUUCUCGUAAAUUUCGAAAAAAAAUUUGCAUUCAUUUUUUUUGUACACGAAAAACAGAAAAUCUUGGAAAAAUUUUUCAAAAAUAUUUUCCUAAUUUUUUGAAACAGUGAAUUUUUUCACCCAAAAUUUAUAAUGAGCAAUAAAUGCUCACAGUUUUCUAACCUGAGCAAUGCUCAAGAUUUAUGCCAAAAAAUGAUUUUCGAAUAGAUCUUGAUAAAAUUCCAGAAUUUACAAUUUUGAGCUAGGGAAAAUCUAGAAAUGUCUGAAAAUGCGGAAAAAUCAAGCAUUGCUCAUAUUAAUCUCCUUCCAUUUUUUGCAGGUCAAUGUCCAGGUCGGAUUGUUGCUCCAAAAGGCCCGCGCGAUUUCGGCUGGGAUCCAUGUUUCCAACCCGACGAAUUCGAUCAAACAUUCGCCGAAAUGGAUAAAUCGGUCAAAAAUCAAAUUUCUCACAGAUCCAAAGCACUUGAGAAGUUGAAACAGUUUUUUGAAUAA